CCGUCGUGUCCAGAGUGCGCUUCCGCCAGUUUCUGCUAAACUUCCGGUAUCGGGCGGUGAGGGAGCAGAAUGGGUCAAAGUCAGAGUGGUGGACAUGGUCCUGGAGGUGGCAAGAAGGAUGACAAAGACAAAAAGAAGAAAUAUGAGCCUCCAGUUCCAACCCGAGUGGGGAAAAAGAAGAAGAAAACAAAGGGACCAGAUGCUGCCAGCAAACUUCCAUUGGUAACCCCUCACACCCAGUGCAGACUCAAACUGUUGAAACUGGAAAGAAUCAAGGAUUACCUUUUGAUGGAAGAAGAAUUCAUCAGAAACCAGGAACAAAUGAAACCUUUGGAAGAAAAGCAAGAGGAAGAGAGAUCAAAGGUGGAUGACCUGAGAGGGACCCCAAUGUCUGUAGGGACAUUGGAGGAGAUAAUUGAUGAUAAUCAUGCCAUCGUAUCUACAUCGGUGGGGUCUGAACACUAUGUCAGCAUUCUCUCCUUUGUAGACAAGGAUUUGCUAGAACCCGGCUGUUCGGUGCUGCUUAAUCAUAAGGUUCAUGCUGUCAUAGGAGUCCUGAUGGAUGACACAGAUCCUCUAGUGACUGUGAUGAAGGUGGAGAAAGCGCCUCAGGAGACAUAUGCAGAUAUUGGAGGCUUAGAUAACCAGAUUCAAGAAAUCAAGGAAUCUGUGGAGCUUCCAUUGACCCAUCCUGAGUAUUAUGAGGAAAUGGGAAUCAAGCCACCCAAGGGAGUAAUUCUUUAUGGACCACCUGGCACAGGUAAAACACUGUUAGCCAAAGCUGUGGCCAAUCAGACGUCUGCCACCUUCCUGAGAGUGGUUGGUUCUGAGCUUAUACAGAAGUACUUGGGAGAUGGUCCAAAGCUUGUUCGUGAACUGUUUCGUGUAGCCGAGGAACAUGCCCCAUCAAUUGUCUUCAUUGAUGAAAUUGAUGCAAUAGGUACCAAAAGGUAUGACUCAAAUUCAGGUGGUGAAAGGGAGAUCCAACGAACAAUGUUGGAGUUGCUCAACCAAUUAGAUGGGUUUGACUCACGCGGAGAUGUAAAAGUGAUCAUGGCCACAAACAGAAUAGAAACAUUGGAUCCAGCCUUGAUUAGGCCAGGACGUAUUGAUAGGAAGAUUGAAUUCCCUCUGCCAGAUGAGAAAACCAAGAAGCGUAUCUUUCAAAUUCAUACCAGCAGAAUGACCUUGGCAGAUGAUGUUACUCUAGAUGAGCUGAUUAUGGCUAAAGAUGAUCUGUCUGGUGCAGAUAUUAAGGCAAUUUGCACAGAAGCAGGCUUGAUGGCUCUACGGGAGCGGAGAAUGAAAGUAACAAAUGAAGACUUCAAAAAAUCUAAAGAAAAUGUUCUCUAUAAGAAACAAGAAGGCACCCCAGAGGGCCUGUAUCUUUAACUUCCUUUUGUGUUGGGUUGGAGAACUAUUGUUGGAACCUUCUCUUCAGAGUACAUAAAAAGAUGAGACAUUAGUGGGCAGAAAGCAAACUGGUAAUUGAUUGACGCACAUUAAAUGGAUUCCUCUGUAUUGUGCUUUAGUCAGUGUAGUGCAAAACAUUAGUGUAAAACUUUUUAUUUGUCAUUAAAACAUUUUGUUUUCAAGUGAA
Varanus komodoensis (Komodo dragon) is the source of this 1600-nucleotide messenger RNA. It is a transcript of the gene PSMC1, whose product is annotated as proteasome 26S subunit, ATPase 1. The coding region runs from base 70 to 1392 and encodes 440 amino acids. Gene Ontology annotation, biological process: proteasome-mediated ubiquitin-dependent protein catabolic process. Gene Ontology annotation, cellular component: proteasome regulatory particle, base subcomplex. The record is from RefSeq and is a predicted model, not a curated record. NCBI's taxonomy places the organism in Eukaryota, Metazoa, Chordata, Lepidosauria, Squamata, Varanidae. Gene Ontology annotation, molecular function: ATP binding; proteasome-activating activity; ATP hydrolysis activity. The transcript has 11 exons.